Molecule: messenger RNA, 3068 nt
Organism: Leopardus geoffroyi (Geoffroy's cat)
Lineage: Eukaryota; Metazoa; Chordata; Mammalia; Carnivora; Felidae
Gene: FAM222B
Product: family with sequence similarity 222 member B
Exons: 3
Coding region: 309-1997 (562 amino acids)
Source: RefSeq, a predicted model, not a curated record
GGGCUGGCUUCCGGCAGCAAAGGGUAGCAAGCGGCUGCCGGCUGGGGGAGGGGGUGUCGGCGCACCGCGGAGUGCUGUGCUCCAAGAGCCUGGCACUCGGAGCUGCCACCUCCCCCUCCCCCAGUCAAGACAGCUAUAAGCCCCUUCUCAUCCCUCCUGCCCGGGCGGGGCGAGGAGGGUUCAGCUGCCCCAGGCGGGCGGGGCGGAGCCUGGAGCCCCACCGAGCGAGCGCUGCGGAGCGAUCCUCACCUCCCUUCAAGGGCUCAAGUGUGAGUGACUGCCUCAUGUUGUGUUGAUGCCAGUCUGCCAUGCUAGCCUGUCUACCAGGGCCAGGUGACCUGUCCUUUCAGCUUCUUCCUCACACGCAGAUGAACACUGGACUUCAGAAAUGGGACACUACACAGAAAAUGAGAGCUGCUCACUAUCCUACCCCAGCCGAAUUGGACGCGUAUGCUAAGAAGGUCGCAAACAACCCACUGACUAUAAAAAUCUUCCCCAACAGUGUGAAGGUUCCCCAGCGGAAACACGUUCGUCGUACUGUGAACGGCCUCGACACAUCAGCCCAGCGCUACAGCCCCUACCCGACUCAGGCAGCCACCAAGGCAGGCCUGCUUGCCAUUGUCAAAGUGCCAGCCAAAAGCAUACUCAAGGACUUUGACGGCACCCGAGCCCGAUUGCUCCCUGAGGCCAUCAUGAACCCCCCAGUGGCGCCCUAUGCUACUGUGGCACCCAGCACUUUAGCCCACCCCCAGGCCCAGGCUCUGGCCCGCCAGCAGGCCCUGCAGCAUGCACAGACCCUGGCCCAUGCCCCUCCCCAGACGCUGCAGCACCCUCAGGGUAUCCCGCCACCCCAGGCGCUGUCCCACCCUCAGAGCCUCCAGCAGCCUCAGGGCCUGGGCCACCCUCAGCCCAUGGCCCAAACCCAGGGCUUGGUCCACCCUCAGGCCCUGUCUCACCAGGGUCUCCAGCACCCCCCCAAUCCCUUGCUGCAUGGAGGCCGGAAGAUGCCAGACUCAGAUGCCCCCCCGAAUGUGACCGUGUCUACCUCAACUAUCCCCCUUUCAAUGGCGGCCACCCUGCAGCACAGCCAGCCCCCGGACCUGAGCAGCAUCGUGCACCAGAUCAACCAGUUUUGCCAGACGAGGGCAGGCAUCAGCACUACCUCAGUGUGUGAGGGCCAGAUCGCCAACCCCAGCCCCAUUAGUCGCAGUCUGCUCAUCAAUGCAAGCACCCGGGUGUCGACCCACAGCGUCCCCACGCCAAUGCCUUCAUGUGUGGUCAAUCCCAUGGAGCACACCCACGCGGCCACAGCCGCGUUGCCUGCCGCAGGCCCUGUCAACCUGCCCACGGGCAUUUCUCGAGCCCCUGCUGGCUACCCUAGCGACCUCAAGCCAGUCGCCUGGAACCAGCACCAGCUGGCCCACCUACAGCAGAUGUGCAGUGAGGCCGGUGGGACGCCGGCCCCUGGCCUGACAGGCAAGCACGCAGCAGGACGCGAGUUGGCAGGGCCUGGCUUUGUGGGCAAGGCCCCUGCCUACCCGCAGGAACUCUGCCUGGCACAGUCCUUCCAUCUGAAGCCACCCCUGGAGAAGCCAACCCCAUCCCCACCUGUCAACGGCCUGGCGGCCCCACUGGCCUACCCCAAUGGUCACUACUUCCAACCCCUGUGGAACAACAUUCUGCCCACUCCCAAUAGCGACAGCUCGGGGUCUCAGGACCUCGCCAUGCCGUUCCACGGUGGGCAGCCCACGGGUGCACCCCUUGACUGUGGGACGGCUGCUGGGGCCCACUACCGAGCAGGGGCCGGGGGCGGUCCAGUGGCAACCCAGAACAGCUUGAUGCAAACAGUGGAUUACCUAAGCGGGGAUUUCCAGCAGGCCUGCUUUCGAGAACAGAGCCUGGCUAUGCUGAGCAAGGCCCACCGAGCCCCUGGCAACCGAGCCCCUGAUCCCGCAGAUAGUCGAAAUCUUCAUAUUCAGCACCCUGGGUAUAGAUAGGUAGCCCCGGUGCCCUCCACAAGCUACACGUCAUACAUCACCCUCCUAGGUUUAGACUUACUUUUGAGUAAUUGGAUAGUUUCAGAGUUUCGCUGCUCCAAUGUGAUCAUUCUUAGAGGUCUAAGAAAGGGAAUUUGGUGGGACCUAUUUGAGGACAGCGGGGGAUCCCCUGGUGCCCUCACCCUCCCCUCCACCAUCCCCAGCAACUUCUGGGUUUAUGUUAGGACCUAAUCCCAACUCCAAGCUUUUGUCUCUACUGCCUAUCAGUCCCUCCACCUUGACCAUUUCCCCCCAGCCACCUCCUGCCUUUUCUUGCAUCUUUGCCCAUUUUCCUUAGGACUGAGGUGUGGGGUAAGGAAGGGCCCUAGGUGAGGUGGCCGUAGGUGCCCAGCCCCUUAAGCUAGGACUUUCCCUGUCUGCCUCUGUCUCUUUGGGACUAAGAACCCAGACUUCCCAAGUGCUCUGGAAGUUAAUUCCUUCUUCACCCAAAGAUCUCAAAACUGACCCAAUCUUCACCUCCUCCCACCCCUCUCCAUUCCUCAGGGCUUUGUUUAAAUCUGGAUUCCAGAGUCACUGCAUUUGCCCUUGCUACAUUCAAGGGCACCCUGUAGGCACUUGGCCAUAGCCUUGAGACCUGGGGGAAAAAAUGCGUCUUUGUGUUGGUAUCUUAGUUCCUGACACCCCUUUCCAGCCCUAGAGAAAGGUAGUUAACUGUCCAGCACACCCAAGAUCCCUUUCUCACUGUUGUCUCUCUCCCAACUCACCUGCUGCUCCCAUCCCCCACACCCCUCCAAAAACACAAGCAAAACAAAAUAGGAUCUUGAGAAAUUAGGUAGGUAAAGAAAGGAUGAUCACAUUGGAGUUCGGAAUUAAAAACACCAAAAAAAAAAAAAAAAUGCAUUUGGUUCUCUACACUGGCUAAGAAUAUUGCUCUACACUGUAAGUUUUAAAUGUCCUGUUUCUGUAUGAAUGUAGUGUGGGUUUGAGUAGCGUUGUGUGAGCGGCCCCACAGGUACAUUCACCCUCUAGUCACCUCCUUUUGCAGCCCCUCAGUAUAAUGAAGAAAGAAAG